Aspergillus campestris IBT 28561 is the source of this 1833-nucleotide messenger RNA. RefSeq lists its product as uncharacterized. Lineage: Eukaryota; Fungi; Ascomycota; Eurotiomycetes; Eurotiales; Aspergillaceae. Gene Ontology annotation, cellular component: cytoplasm. The transcript is spliced from 2 exons. Bases 281 to 1549 code for a protein of 422 amino acids. The record is from RefSeq and is a predicted model, not a curated record.
UCACUAUCGAUCCCACAUCUACCACGCCUGCUUAUCGAUAAGCACCUCCUUAUUCAACCACACGUGACAUCAGUACUGCCAAAAAAACCCGCCACGUCAUAACCAGACCGAGGAAAGACCAAUCAAGUCAUAGCGUCCUUGGAGAUUGGAUCAGGUCGUUGAAACCAACCGAACCGACUUUCUCUCUCCGCUUUUUCCAGAAUUUCAUGCCCAUCGUCUUUGGGAUUUCUCGUCAUUAAAUUCAAUCAUUUGAGAACUGGAAUCGAUCUCUGUCGACAUCAUGCCCGACUCCACGCUCUACCUGUAUACCUCCCUGACGGCGGGGUCCUCUCACAUCAUCACCGCUACUUCCCGCCUGGAGACGAUCCUCAAGGCCAACAAGCUGCCCUUCCGUGCCCUGGAUGUCGCCACCGAUGACGCCGCCCGCAAGCUCUGGGGCCGUCGCUCCAAGGGCAAGAAAUUGCCGGGGCUUGUCAAAUUCGGAAAUGUUGUCGGGGAUCUCGAAGAAAUUGAAGAAUGGAAUGAAUACGGUGAGCUGAGGAUGCAGAUUGAAAGCGUCGAAGACUUUGGAGACUCUCUCCCUGCAACAAGCUACCCCGCAACCUCCGCAGCUACAACAUCCACCUCCGCCGCGGCGCCGGCCUCCGCCCCUAAACAGAGCACUAUCAAGAUCCAGAAUCCGCCCUCGAAGGAGGAGCACAAGGAGGCUUCGAUCCCGCCCGCGUUGCGCCAGGCUGGCGAGGAAGCUGCCGCCAAGGCUAAGCAGUUGUCGUCGUCGCCCGCUCCCGCUGCCCCUGCUCCUGCUCCCGCUGCUUCCACACCCGCUGCUCCCACCCCCGCCGCAGCCGUAGUAGACGAGAAGAGCGAGGAGUCUGCCUCCAAGGCUGAGCAGUCGUCGUCGUCGCCCGCUUCAGCUGCCCCCGCUGACCCCACCCCCGCCGCCGCCCCUGCAGCAGACAAGAAAACCGAAGAAUCCAAGAAAACCGAGGAGGAGCCCAACCGUACGGCACAGGCCGCUCCGAACGACGCGCAGACCACCACUGCCGCAGAAAUCGAACAAGGCGCGGCCGCGUCCACCACUGUACGUCGAGAAACGAGUUCAGUGGCGCCGCCUGAGGUUAACAGCUCGUCCAGUCCUAAAGGGGGGGCCGAAUCAACACCAGCAGAAGCAGGAGAAGCAGUAGGAGAAGAAGAAGCGGUAGGAGGAGAAGAAAAACCAGGAAUGGGUGUUUCCCGACCCCCGCGGCCACGCCUGGUACCAGAGGUCGCAGCCGAAUCAUCAGCCAACUUCCACGCCGACAGUGCCCAAGCCCUCGGGUUAGUCCAACACCACCGAGGAUCCAUCGUAUCGGCCACAUCGCCCGAGGAGAAAAAGAAGGUCGCCCAGGACCUGCGCACGUCUGUCUCUGGCGGCCAGGCAGAUGUCGUCGAGUCGUUGCGGGCCGAGAAGGCUACCCGCGGGGACGAGGGAGAGCACGAGGAGACGAUCGAGGAGGAGCCUGCUGGCGUGGAUGAGAUGGCGGCGAGGGUACAAGAAGCGCGGAUUUGAGUAGGUAGUUGAGUUGUUGGUGUCGCAACGCCUUGUACCAAAAUGGUCUUUUGUUUGAGCUUGCUGGUUGUGUUGUCGUUCUAAUUUUAUCCUUGUAUAUAGAUACCUGUCUUUUACCAUUCCCCAUUCCCCUUUUCCCUUUUCUUUCUGCUUUCUUGCUUUCUUUUUCGGUUUAUUUCUCACACAUAUUUCCUCUCUAGUUAUUUUUUCACCCUUCAGUCUACUCUUCACACGCCGGCGGUCCCUCAAACCGGUAGGGAAAUAUUCUAGUUAUGUCUUGUCUU